Pelagomonas calceolata is the source of this 258-nucleotide messenger RNA. NCBI's taxonomy places the organism in Eukaryota, Pelagophyceae, Pelagomonadales, Pelagomonadaceae. The record is from the annotation of a GenBank genome assembly.
AUGGACAUAUGCGGCGCGUCGCGCGACGCGUCGUUCGACCCCAACGGACUGUGCUGCGGCACGACCGCCACACCGCGGCCGACAUUGCUCCGAGGCACGACGCCGCCCACGGACGCCGGUGGGUGCCUCGCGUGUCACGCUUGCGGGGGCAGCGCCGAUUGCCCCGCGACGUCCUACUGCCGAGGCAACGGCGUCUGCCAGGGCUUCCCCGACUACCCCUCCUUCGACCCGCGCGGCGAGUGCUGCGCCCGGCCGUGA